Molecule: messenger RNA, 228 nt
Organism: Cotesia congregata
Lineage: Eukaryota; Metazoa; Arthropoda; Insecta; Hymenoptera; Braconidae
Source: the annotation of a GenBank genome assembly
AUGGAAUUAGCGGUGGCGUGGAUGCUGUUUGACAAGAGUGCUAUAUUAACUGUACAUAAUCAUGUAAUUACGAGGAAUCCACGAAUAUCUGUCACUCAUGACAAGCAUAGAACGUGGUAUUUACAUAUUAACAACGUUCACGAAGAUGAUAAAGGGAAAUAUAUGUGUCAAAUUAAUACAGCAACAGCAAAAACUCAAUACGGUUUUUUAGAUGUAGUCGGUGAGUAA